CUUUCCGAUGCAGUUAUGCUUGCAUUUGAAUACGGUCAAGGUUGCAAUGAAACAAAGUAUAUAAUGAUACGUAGUUGUGCAGCUGCUCUUUUGCGAGCCAAUUGUAAAAUUGGAGCCCCAAAACCAUACCACGGAGUUCUGUCAAUCAACAGAUCAAUUCAUCAACAAGAAAAACAGGACGUACAGUUUCCGUAUUUAAUCCAGGAUCGGGUUUAUGAAAAAGUACGAACCCAAAACUUUGCGCCAAUUCCGAUUGCAAAAUGCUCUAAAAAGGAAGAUGCACUUAAUGCUGUUGAGUUCGAAAAACGCAACAACUUAUCAUAUGAUGGAAUUCCCUACUCUGAACUUCCAAUAGUUUUAAUACAGGCGCGGUGGAAUAACACACUAAUCGAGACUAAGUACCGGAAAGAAGUUUUUUCGUAUGUUUCGUGCAACCGAGAGGGAUUCAAGAACGCAAAGAAAAAAACUGAUCAUGCAAGUGAAAUGACUGGUAAAGCUGGUGCUCAAAAAGCUCUUAUAGCUGGCUGUCAUAAGCACGUGAGGGUGGUGUUACGUGGUAUAGGACCGGGGAGGAAAGCGGCGAUAAAAGGUUUAACUUUGGGCGGAAUGAACGUUGUUUCAAUCACCGAUACCACUCCUAUUACAAAUAAUGGCCUACCCCAAAGACCCAGGAAAAUACGGCGACUGUAAAGUGACUAUUAACUAGUUUGUUUUAGUAAAGAUAAGUUUUCAAUUUUAUUUAUGGAACAUGAUCAUUUGCCAACAGUUUUAAUAAUUGUCUUUUUCCUCUGAAAUAAAUGACGAAUAUCCACACAU
Messenger RNA from Ciona intestinalis (vase tunicate), 816 nucleotides. Lineage: Eukaryota; Metazoa; Chordata; Ascidiacea; Phlebobranchia; Cionidae. The record is from RefSeq and is a predicted model, not a curated record.